AUGCCUUGCCAUUACUCCUCUCUGCCUGCCAUUCCUUCUCUCUGCCUUGCCAUUACUCCUCUCUGCCUGCCAUUCCUUCUCUCUGCCUUGCCAUUACUCCUCUCUGCCUGCCAUUCCUUCUCUCUGCCUUGCCAUUACUUCCUCUCUGCCUGCCAUUCCUUCUCUCUGCCUUACUCCUCUCUGCCUGCCAUUCCUUCUCUCUGCCUUGCCAUUACUCCUCUCUGCCUGCCAUUCUUCUCUCUGCCUUGCCAUUACUCUCUCUGUCCUGCCAUUCCUUCUCUCUGCCUUGCCAUUACUACCUCUCUGCCUGCCAUUCGCUUCUCUUAUGCCUUUGCCAUUACUCCUCUCUGCCUGCCAUUCCUUCUCUCUGCAUUGCCAUUCUCCUCUCUGCCUGCCAUUCCUUCUCUCUGCCUUGCCAUUACUCCUCUCUGGCCUGCCAUUCCUUCUCUCUUGUCCUUGCCAUUACUCCUCUCUGCCUGCCAUUCCUUCUCUCUGCCUUGCCAUUACUCCUCUCUGCCUGCCAUUCUUCUCUCUGCCUUGCAUUACUCCUCUCUGCCUGCCCUUCCUUCUCUCUGCCAUUACUCUCUCUGCCUGCCAUUCCUUCUCUCUGCCUUGCCAAUUACUCCUCUCUGCCUGCCAUUCCUUCUCUCUGCCUUGCCAUUACUCCUCUCUGCCUGCCAUUCCUUCUCUCCUGCCUUGCCAUUACUCCUCUCUGCCUGCCAUUCCUUCUCUCUGCCUUGCCAUUACUCCUCUCUGCCUUCCUGCCAUUCCUUCUCUCUGCUUGCCAUUACUCCUCUCUGCCUGCCAUUCCUUCUCUCUGCCUUGCCAUUACUCCUCUCUGCCUGCCAUUCCUUCUCUCUGCCUUGCCAUUACUCCUCUCUGCCUGCCAUUCCUUCUCUCUGCCUUGCCAUUACUCCUCUCUGCCUGCCAUUCCUUCUCUCUGCCUUGCCAUUACUCCUCUCUGCCCUGCCAUUCCUUCUCUCUGCCUUGCCAUUACUCCUCUCUGCCUGCCAUUCCUUCUCUCUGCCUUGCCAUUACUCCUCUCUGCCUGCCAUUCCUUCUCUCUGCCUUGCAUUACUCCUCUCUGCCUGCCAUUCCUUCUCUCUGCCUUGCCAUUACUCCUCUCUGCCUGCCAUUCCUUCUCUCUGCCUUGCCAUUACUCCUCUCUGCCUGCCAUUCCUUCUCUCUGCCUUGCCAUUACUCCUCUCUGCCUGCCAUUCCUUCUCUCUGCCUUGCCAUUACUCCUCUCUGCUGCCAUUCCUUCUCUCUGCCUUGCCAUUACUCCUCUCUGCCUGCCAUUCCUUCUCUCUGCCUUGCCAUUACUCCUCUCGCCUGCCAUUCCUCUCUCUGCCUUGCCAUUCCUCUCUCUGCCUUGCCAUUACUCCUCUCUGCCUGCCAUUUCCUUCUCUCUGCCUUGCCAUUACUCCUCUCUGCCUGCCAUUCCUUCUCUCUGCCUUGCCAUUACUCCUCUCUGCCUGCCAUUCCUUCUCUCUGCCUUGCCAUUACUCCUCUCUGCCUGCCAUUCCUUCUCUCUGCCUUGCCAUUACUCCUCUCUGCCUGCCAUUCCUUCUCUCUGCCUUGCCAUUACUCCUCUCUGCCUGCCAUUCCUUCUCUCUGCCUUGCCAUUACUCCUCUCUGCCUGCCAUUCCUUCCUCUCUGCCUUGCCAUUACUCCUCUCUGCCUGCCCAUUCCUUCUCUCUGCCUUGCCAUUACUCCUCUCUGCCUGCCAUUCCUUCUCUCUGCCUGCCAUUACUCCUCUCUGCCUGCCAUUCCUUCUCUCUGCCUUGCCAUUACUCCUCUCUGCCUGCCAUUCCUUCUCUCUGCCUUGCCAUUACUCCUCUCUGCCUGCCAUUCCUUCUCUCUGGCCUUGCCAUUACUCCUCUCUGCCUGCCAUUCCUUCUCUAUGCCUUGCCAUUACUCCUCUCUGCCUGCCAUUCCUUCUCUCUGCCUUGCCAUUACUCCUCUCUGCCUGCCAUUCCUUCUCUCUGCCUUGCCAUUACUCCUCUCUGCCUGCCAUUCCUUCUCUCUGCCUUGCCAUUACUCCUCUCUGCCUGCCAUUCCUUCUCUCUGCCUUGCCAUUACUCCUCUCUGCCUGCCAUUCCUUCUCUCUGCCUUGCCAUUACUCCUCUCUGCCUGCCAUUCCUUCUCUCUGCCUUGCCAUUACUCCUCUCUGCCUGCCAUUCCUUCUCUCUGCCUUGCCAUUACUCCUCUCUGCCUGCCAUUCCUUCUCUCUGCCUUGCCAUUACUCCUCUCUGCCUGCCAUUCCUUCUCUCUGCCUUGCCAUUACUCCUCUCUGCCUGCCAUUCCUUCUCUCUGCCUUGCCAUUACUCCUCUCUGCCUGCCAUUCCUUCUCUCUGCCUUGCCAUUACUCCUCUCUGCCUGCCAUUCCUUCUCUCUGCCUUGCCAUUACUCCUCUCUGCCUGCCAUUCCUUCUCUCUGCCUUGCCAUUACUCCUCUCUGCCUGCCAUUCCUUCUCUCUGCCUUGCCAUUACUCCUCUCUGCCUGCCAUUCCUUCUCUCUGCCUUGCCAUUACUCCUCUCUGCCUGCCAUUCCUUCUCUCUGCCUUGCCAUUACUCCUCUCUGCCUGCCAUUCCUUCUCUCUGCCUUGCCAUUACUCCUCUCUGCCUGCCAUUUCCUUCUCUCUGCCUUGCCAUUACUCCUCUCUGCCUGCCAUUCCUUCUCUCUGCCUUGCUUCAUUACUCCUCUCUGCCUGCCAUUCCUUCUCUCUGCCUUGCCAUUACUCCUCUCUGCCUGCCAUUCCUUCUCUCCUGCUUGCCAUUACUCCUCUCUGCCUGCCAUUCCUUCUCUCUGCCUUGCCAUUACUCCUCUCUGCCUGCCAUUCCUUCUCUCUGCUUGCCAUUACUCCUCUCUGCCUGCCAUUCCUUCUCUCUGCCUUGCCAUUACUCCUCUCUGCCUGCCAUUCCUUCUCUCUGCCUUGCCAUUACUCCUCUCUGCCUGCCAUUCCUUCUCUCUGCCUUGCCAUUACUCCUCUCUGCCUGCCAUUCCUUCUCUCUGCCUUGCCAUUUACUCCUCUCUGCCUGCCAUUCCUUCUCUCUGCCUUGCCAUUACUCCUCUCUGCCUGCCAUUCCUUCUCUCUGCCUUGCCAUUACUCCUCUCUGCCUGCCAUUCCUUCUCUCUGCCUUGCCAUUACUCCUCUCUGCCUGCCAUUCCUUCUCUCUGCCUUGCCAUUACUCCUCUCUGCCUGCCAUUCCUUCUCUCUGCCUUGCCAUUACUCCUCUCUGCCUGCCAUUCCUUCUCUCUGCCUUGCCAUUACUCCUCUCUGCCUGCCAUUCCUUCUCUCUGCUUGCCAUUACUCCUCUCUGCCUGCCAUUCCUUCUCUCUGCCUUGCCAUUACUCCUCUCUGCCUGCCAUUCCUUCUCUCUGCCUUGCCAUUACUCCUCUCUGCCUGCCAUUCCUUCUCUCUGCCUUGCCAUUACUCCUCUCUGCCUGCCAUUCCUUCUCUCUGCCUUGCCAUUACUCCUCUCUGCCUGCCAUUCCUUCUCUCUGCCUUGCCAUUACUCCUCUCUGCCUGCCAUUCCUUCUCUCUGCCUUGCCAUUACUCCUCUCUGCCUGCCAUUCCUUCUCUCUGCCUUGCCAUUACUCCUCUCUGCCUGCCAUUCCUUCUCUCUGCCUUGCCAUUACUCCUCUCUGCCUGCCAUUCCUUCUCUCUGCCUUGCCAUUACUCCUCUCUGCCUGCCAUUCCUUCUCUCUGCCUUGCCAUUACUCCUCUCUGCCUGCCAUUCCUUCUCUCUGCCUUGCCAUUACUCCUCUCUGCCUGCCAUUCCUUCUCUCUGCCUUGCCAUUACUCCCUCUGCCUGCCAUUCCUUCUCUCUGCCUCAUUACUCCUCUGCCUGCCAUUCCUUCUCUGCCUUGCCAUUACUCCUCUCUGCCUGCCAUUCCUUCUCUCUGCCUUGCCAUUACUCCUCUCUGCCUGCCAUUCCUUCUCUCUGCCUUGCCAUUACUCCUCUCUGCCUGCCAUUCCUUCUCUCUGCCUUGCCAUUACUCCUCUCUGCCUGCCAUUCCUUCUCUCUGCCUUGCCAUUACUCCUCUCUGCCUGCCAUUCCUUCUCUCUGCCUUGCCAUUACUCCUCUCUGCCUGCCAUUCCUUCUCUAUGCCUUGCCAUUACUCCUCUCUGCCUGCCAUUCCUUCUCUCUGCCUUGCCAUUACUCCUCUCUGCCUGCCAUUCCUUCUCUCUGCCUUGCCAUUACUCCUCUCUGCCUGCCAUUCCUUCUCUCUGCCUUGCCAUUACUCCUCUCUGCCUGCCAUUCCUUCUCUCUGCCUUGCCAUUACUCCUCUCUGCUGCCAUUCCUUCUCUCUGCCUUGCCAUUACUCCUCUCUGCCUGCCAUUCCUUCUCUCUGCCUUGCCAUUACUCCUCUCUGCCUGCCAUUCCUUCUCUCUGCCUUGCCAUUACUCCUCUCUGCCUGCCAUUCCUUCUCUCUGCCUUGCCAUUACUCCUCUCUGCCUGCCAUUCCUUCUCUCUGCCUUGCCAUUACUCCUCUCUGCCUGCCAUUCCUUCUCUCUGCCUUGCCAUUACUCCUCUCUGCCUGCCAUUCCUUCUCUCUGCCUUGCCAUUACUCCUCUCUGCCUGCCAUUCCUUCUCUCUGCCUUGCCAUUACUCCUCUCUGCCUGCCAUUCCUUCUCUCUGCCUUGCCAUUACUCCUCUCUGCCUGCCAUUCCUUCUCUCUGCCUUGCCAUUACUCCUCUCUGCCUGCCAUUCCUUCUCUCUGCCUUGCCAUUACUCCUCUCUGCCUGCCAUUCCUUCUCUCUGCCUUGCCAUUACUCCUCUCUGCCUGCCAUUCCUUCUCUCUGCCUUGCCAUUACUCCUCUCUGCCUGCCAUUCCUUCUCUCUGCCUGCCAUUAUCCUCUCUGCCAUUCUUCUCUCUGCCUUGCCAUUACUCCUCUCUGCCUGCCAUUCCUUCUCUCUGCCUUGCCAUUACUCCUCUCUGCCUGCCAUUCCUUCUCUCUGCCUUGCCAUUACUCCUCUCUGCCUGCCAUUCCUUCUCUCUGCCUUGCCAUUACUCCUCUCUGCCUGCCAUUCCUUCUCUCUGCCUUGCCAUUACUCCUCUCUGCCUGCCAUUCCUUCUCUCUGCCUUGCCAUUACUCCUCUCUGCCUGCCAUUCCUUCUCUCUGCCUUGCCAUUACUCCUCUCUGCCUGCCAUUCCUUCUCUCUGCCUUGCCAUUACUCCUCUCUGCCUGCCAUUCCUUCUCUCUGCCUUGCCAUUACUCCUCUCUGCCUGCCAUUCCUUCUCUCUGCCUUGCCAUUACUCCUCUCUGCCUGCCAUUCCUUCUCUCUGCCUUGCCAUUACUCCUCUCUGCCUGCCAUUCCUUCUCUCUGCCUUGCCAUUACUCCUCUCUGCCUGCCAUUCCUUCUCUCUGCCUUGCCAUUACUCCUCUCUGCCUGCCAUUCCUUCUCUCUGCCUUGCCAUUACUCCUCUCUGCCUGCCAUUCCUUCUCUCUGCCUUGCCAUUACUCCUCUCUGCCUGCCAUUCCUUCUCUCUGCCUUGCCAUUACUCCUCUCUGCCUGCCAUUCCUUCUCUCUGCCUUGCCAUUACUCCUCUCUGCCUGCCAUUCCUUCUCUCUGCCUUGCCAUUACUCCUCUCUGCCUGCCAUUCCUUCUCUCUGCCUUGCCAUUACUCCUCUCUGCCUGCCAUUCCUUCUCUCUGCCUUGCCAUUACUCCUCUCUGCCUGCCAUUCCUUCUCUCUGCCUUGCCAUUACUCCUCUCUGCCUGCCAUUCCUUCUCUCUGCCUUGCCAUUACUCCUCUCUGCCUGCCAUUCCUUCUCUCUGCCUUGCCAUUACUCCUCUCUGCCUGCCAUUCCUUCUCUCUGCCUUGCCAUUACUCCUCUCUGCCUGCCAUUUCCUUCUCUCUGCCUUGCCAUUACUCCUCUCUGCCUGCCAUUCCUUCUCUCUGCCUUGCCAUUACUCCUCUCUGCCUGCCAUUCCUUCUCUCUGCCUUGCCAUUAA
Molecule: messenger RNA, 5964 nt
Organism: Closterium sp. Naga37s-1
Lineage: Eukaryota; Viridiplantae; Streptophyta; Zygnematophyceae; Desmidiales; Closteriaceae
Source: the annotation of a GenBank genome assembly